AUGGAUAGCGGAUCUAAAGAAGCGAGUUGGGUUAAGCUGAGAUCCGUCACUCAAGAGAGAGCUUUAGAUGAAUUUUUGUCUACUGCAGAACUGGCUGAUACUGACUUUACUACGGAGCGUACAGCCAAUAUAAGAAUCAUUCAACAAGGAGGUUUAACGACGUCAGCUAGUACGAGUGCUGCAACUGGAGGAAAUCAAUAUUUAUUAUCAAGACAGCAGGAAUAUGAGCUAGAAAAGAUCCAUGCUGAGAAUACUGGUAAAUUAACAGUCCCAAGAAGACCCAAGUGGAGUUCUGAAAUGACCAAUACUGAACUAGAUAGGCUGGAGAAAGACUCGUUCUUGGAAUGGAGAAGGGGAUUAGCUGCUCUGCAAGAAAACGAGGAUUUGUUGUUGACUCCUUUUGAGCGAAAUAUUGAGGUUUGGCGACAGCUAUGGAGAGUCAUCGAUCGAUCCGACUUGGUUGUUCAAAUCGUAGAUGGACGUAACCCAUUGCUCUUCAGAUCAGUAGAUUUGGAGCAUUAUGUCAAGGAGCUGGACAGCAGGAAGCGUAACUUGCUUCUCAUUAAUAAAGCCGAUUUGUUAUCUCUUGAACAACGUAAGGUGUGGGCUGACUAUUUCCUGAAAAAUAAGAUCAGAUAUGCAUUUUUCUCGGCUAAGACGUCUUUAAGAGAGGUCGAAGAGGCUGCUGAGAAGGAGAGAUUGGAGCAAGAGAAGCGGGAACAGAAAGGUUAUGACGAAAGCGACGAAGAAGAUGAUGAGGAGGAGAUUGAGGACAACUCUGCAGAUGAAGAAAAGUUGGAAAAUGAAGAAUCUUUGGAGGAGAGCGGAAACCAAUUAGAAGGCGAACAAACUCAACAGGAAGAAACCGAAGAGCAGAGUGAGAGUACCACUGAACAAGAGGAAGUUAAAUCUACAGAGUCAGAAGAAACUCUCAUCAACUAUAAGGUCAUGAGAGAUGAUCCUACUCAUAUUUUGUCUGUUGACGAAUUAGAAGCUCUCUUUCUGUCGGAAGCUCCUGAGCCUUUGUACAUGCCUGCUACAGCUGAUAAACCUGCUAGACUCCAAAUCGGUCUUGUUGGAUAUCCUAACGUAGGUAAAUCGUCUUCUAUUAACGCUCUGAUUGGUGCUAAGAAGGUGUCAGUUUCUUCAACUCCUGGUAAGACCAAACAUUUCCAAACCAUUUUGCUAUCGCCCAAUGUAAUGUUGUGCGAUUGUCCAGGUCUUGUAUUUCCUAAUUUUGCAUCUACCAACGGUGACUUGGUUUGUAAUGGUGUUUUACCUAUUGAUCAAUUACGUGAAGUCACCGGUCCAGUUCAAUUAGUGGCCCAGAGAAUUCCGAAAUAUUUCCUCGAAGCUAUAUAUGGUAUUUCUAUUUUCACGAAGCCUAGAGAUGAGGGUGGUUCGGGAAUCCCUACUGCCGAGGAAGUACUUGUUGCCUACGCAAGAGCAAGAGGUUUUAUGCGUUCGGGUCAAGGUAAUCCCGAUGAGUCUCGUGCUGCUAGAUAUGUUCUGAAGGACUAUGUCAAUGCCAAAUUGCUAUAUUGCAACCCUCCUCCCACAUAUAAGCCAGACGAGCCUAACCGUGGUGAACUUUUCAAUCAGGAAAUCUACCGCCUCGAGGCCUUGCCUGCUCCUAGACAACAGCAAAUUAUCUCUGCUCUGAAAGCUGCUGAUCCUGAUGUGGAUUUGUCCAUGGUCGACCUUUCUAAAGCUUUGGAUGGCUUGAAGUUCUCGCGUCACGAUGCUGUUGAUGGCGUGUCUUAUGCCUCCUCGAACCUGUCGUUGGCAGUGAACUCUGCUACGAGCAAUCUUGACCGAGACUUCUUUGCUCUUGACAACGUAAGAGGACAUACCACUGUUCCAUUCCACAAGAAGGGUUCUGUCGAUUCAAACUCCAAGAAGCACAAUAAGAAGGGUAAGACCAAGAAGGGACCCAAAUCAUCGGGCCCUCUCAGUUAUGGUGGCACUUUCGGCGACUUGUACUAA
Molecule: messenger RNA, 1986 nt
Organism: Sugiyamaella lignohabitans
Lineage: Eukaryota; Fungi; Ascomycota; Dipodascomycetes; Dipodascales; Trichomonascaceae
Gene: LSG1
Product: putative GTPase LSG1
Exons: 1
Coding region: 1-1986 (661 amino acids)
Biological process (GO): ribosomal subunit export from nucleus
Cellular component (GO): cytosol
Molecular function (GO): GTP binding; GTPase activity
Source: RefSeq, a predicted model, not a curated record